AUGAAGAAGAGUUGUCAAGCUGGAACAAGAUCAGUGAUCCCGUGCUUCACAUUGAGCUUUGACGUUGGGCUGAUGUUUUGGUCAUUGCUCCUUUGUCUGCUUACACAUUACAAAGAUUGUGGUGGGAUGUGUGAUAAUCUUCUGACUUGUAUUAUUCGAGCUUGGGAUUAUAGCAGACCGCUUGCGCCUGCCAUGAAUACUUUGAUGUGGAACGGUCCUUUCACGGAGAGACAUCUUUUGUCGUUUGAUGAACUUGGAGCCAUGUUUAUUCCUCCCAUCAAGAAGAGAUUGGCUUGUAGGGACUAUGGUAACGACGCAAUGGCUGAGCCUUAUCUUAUCUAUUCCUCUGUCAGUCUCUUCUGGGAGUCUCAGGCUCAUCAAGAGAGUGGUGGAACAUGUUAA
Messenger RNA from Eruca vesicaria subsp. sativa (arugula), 402 nucleotides. The record is from the annotation of a GenBank genome assembly. NCBI's taxonomy places the organism in Eukaryota, Viridiplantae, Streptophyta, Magnoliopsida, Brassicales, Brassicaceae.